Botrytis deweyae is the source of this 1461-nucleotide messenger RNA. RefSeq lists its product as uncharacterized. The transcript has a single exon. The coding region runs from base 1 to 1461 and encodes 486 amino acids. Lineage: Eukaryota; Fungi; Ascomycota; Leotiomycetes; Helotiales; Sclerotiniaceae. The record is from RefSeq and is a predicted model, not a curated record.
AUGGAUAACGCACCGCCAAGACACCAGCCGAAUAGCGAACUGUCGCACCGAUCAUCAAACACCCAGGAUAUCAAUACUUCAACGAAAAAUGACAAAGGGGAUACUGCACAGCCUUCUCAAGAUCCGAGGCGGAGGAUCCAAGCAAUCGAAAUUCCGAAUCAUCACUCUACAAUUCAAUUUCAUGCGAAAAUGGGUGGUUCGAAGACCUCACUUGACCAAGAACCCGAAGUGGAGGAUACAGACUCGGACGGAUUUCCCGAUAAUUUAGUCGCCGCCGACACAAGAGCUAAACCCAAAGGAAAUGGGAAGAAGAAACACAUGGUCUUAGAGGAGGAUUUAUACGAGGCCGAAACUUCUGGUGAGAAAUCGGAUCCAUCUUCAACAAAUUCAUCACCAAGAGUAAAGCGUAAUAAGGGAAAAGGCAUCGCACUUCCCUCCGAUGAUGAAACACCUGAACUUGGGGAUGAACAUGUUGCUACUACCACCUCAUCAUCUCCUGAAUGGACGGAAGAAGAUCAAAUCUUAUUGGAUUGCACAUAUGAUUAUGAACUUGCCCUAUGGCGGAGGACACGGGUACUUUUUAAUUGUGCUCCAUUCGAUCUUUUUCCAACGGGAAUCAAAGCGGCUAGUGACCAUUGGGAAGGUUACAAGUAUAAGGAUAAAUUCAUCAAGAAUGAAACUUCACUAACCAUCCCAUUCUGCAAAUCAUUUUGUACAUUGGUUUGUUUCCCCUACUUUGAUGGCGAUAAAGAAUUCGUCAAGUACGCCUUGUCUACUGCCCUAAAGGCUAGAUGUGGAGAUCAAAUUCCGAACACUUUGGAGGGAAUGAACACUUGGUCGACUUUUACAGCGCAAUGCGAUGGUCUUAUUGAGGACAUGAAUAGAUCUGAGAUAUACUUCACACAAGCCCAGAUUUUAAGUUUUAAAAACAUACUCGCCUCCCGUACAUCACUCCUCGGACUCCCAAAAAACUCGGCUUUUGUGGAUACGAAAAUCUUCAAGGAAAUUCUGAAAUCUACAAGGACUUUAAAGGAAAAAGGUGAUUCGAUUCAACUCUUGAAUGGGGACAUACAAAAUGUCAUCAAAGCUUGGGAUAUGUGGAAUAAGGAAUCAAGAAAGAAUCUUCCCUCGAUGGAAGAUUCAAAAGAUUCUUGGCAAAGAGGAAAUGUUAAAGCAAUGAAGGUACCUAGGGAUAUAGUUUUAGGUUGGAAGAAGGAUUGGAUUCUUAAGAAGAGGCGUCGUGAUAUUAUCGAUAUGGAGGGAGGAAAUUUGGGUAAUGAAGAUGGUCAGCCAGGUAACCAGAUCGAUUCUUCUCUCUCAGAAGGCGUUAUCAUUUCGGAAGAUGAAAAUACAGCCGAAGAUGAUGAAGAGAAUCAGAGGAUAGAGGAGAUUGAGAGGAAGAUAUUAGAGAUUGAAAAGAAGCGAUUGGAAGUACAUGUGGACAAAAGGGGCAGGGCAUGA